CGCGCGUGAGGGAUCGGAGUGGGCGUUUCGGGGAGGGAUUUAUUUUCCCCACCCCGCCACCGUCAUCGCGGAGGAAGGUUACGCGAGGAGUACAGUGGGGAAGAUGGCGGCGUUGAGGCACCUUUAUAAUAUGUUGUUCAAGAGGACGUCCACCUUCGCCCUCACCAUCGUGGUGGGUGCUGUCUUCUUCGAGAGGGUGUUCGACCAAGCGGGAGACGCUCUGUUUGAACACCUCAAUCAAGGGAAACUUUGGAAACACAUCAAGCACAAUUAUGAAAAGAAAGAGGAAGAAUAAUUAGAAGUCAGUACUGCAAGGUGUUCUCCAACUGGCAUGUUGCUACUAUUGAAUGGCCCAAAACCACUAUACCAUCCACCAGGACCAUUAACUUUCAGAUUGACUUGAAAUAGUCAGAAAAAUGGAUUGAUACCGUAAUGGAACAAGUGCUGGGCCCACUUGUUGAAAAUUACAAAAACGUGUAUCUAAUGAAUUCAACAAUCUAUCUAUCUGCCAUUAAUCAUUUUUCCAUCCUGAUCACAAUAAAUACUUUAAGAAUGAG
Stegostoma tigrinum is the source of this 557-nucleotide messenger RNA. RefSeq names its product cytochrome b-c1 complex subunit 9 (gene uqcr10). NCBI's taxonomy places the organism in Eukaryota, Metazoa, Chordata, Chondrichthyes, Orectolobiformes, Stegostomatidae. The transcript has 2 exons. Bases 104 to 295 code for a protein of 63 amino acids. The record is from RefSeq and is a predicted model, not a curated record. Gene Ontology annotation, biological process: mitochondrial electron transport, ubiquinol to cytochrome c.